Molecule: messenger RNA, 3545 nt
Organism: Nanorana parkeri
Lineage: Eukaryota; Metazoa; Chordata; Amphibia; Anura; Dicroglossidae
Product: poly [ADP-ribose] polymerase 14-like
Exons: 8
Coding region: 42-3545 (1167 amino acids)
Biological process (GO): negative regulation of gene expression
Cellular component (GO): nucleus; cytoplasm
Molecular function (GO): RNA binding; transcription corepressor activity
Source: RefSeq, a predicted model, not a curated record
ACCUUCCCCCGGCCGACCCGACUACUGUCACUGCCAGCGGGAUGGGGGACAGUCAGUACCAGCACCCCGUGUCCCUCCACUGGGGGGAAGGUCCGAAGAAGCUUAAGAAGCUGAAAAACAAACUUCUGCUGUAUUUCCAGAAGAGGAGCGAAUCUAACGGAGGGGAUUGUGAGAUCCGAGACACCGACUGCAGCCGGGGAUACGUCCUCAUACACUUCAAGGAGAAGGAGGUGCAGGAUCGAGUCCUCCAGAAGGAGCUCCAUGUGCUGAAACUGCCAAACAGUGAAGAAUUACAUCUGACGAUCACACUGCCAAAUGCCGGGGGUCCAGACACGGCGGGGGACACCCCAAAAUCUGCCACAGCUUCACAGGCCGGUCCUGCUGCGGACGGGAGCGCUCAGGACAAAACCGCACCAGACAAUGAGGUGACACAGGAGCCCAAGUCCUCUCUGGUUCUGAUCGAGAAGGUCCAGGACAGCUACACUCCUGAGAUGUUAAACCUCCUGGUGGAGAAUAUAAGUCAAAAGACGGAAGGAGAGGACUUCUAUCUGGAGAGAAUUCUGGAGAUCCAGUCUGCUGUUGUCACCUUCACAUGUGAUAUCGAUAUUCCGACAUUCAUCAGAACUUUCUCCAGCAGCCUCAGAGUGGCUCACACCAAACUGACAGCGAGGCCUCUGGAGGAACCCCAAAGUGUCAGGGUGGAGAAUUUACCGGAGAACACAUCUGAGAUGCACCUGGCAGCUUUCUUCGAGAGCCCAAAACAAGGAGGAGGAAGAGUAGAAGAAACUGUGAUGUUACCGGAGGAAAGAGCCGCAUUGAUCACGUUUCAUGAUGCAGCAGAUGUUAAAAGAGUUUUGGAGAAGGAGCAUGUGUUUUCCAAGAGAAAGAUAUCCGUGUUCCCUUACUACCCCAUGCUGAGUAUAGCACUGUAUGGGCAGCAAGGACCUUGUAUAGAAAUACCAAAGCCCAUAGAGUUCAAUAUCAGUCCCUACAUAUUGCAACAUAUCUGUAGUAAUGAAGGAUUAAAGAACAACAUAGCUAAGAAGAUGGCGGAUAAACACUGUGAGAUCAAAUGGCCAGCUCAAGACUGCCAGAAUCCUGCCCUUCAACUCAUCUUCCCUCCUUCCUCGGCCACUCAUCUCAGGUCUGCGGCAAAACUUGUGCCGAAAUGGAAUGAGGAGGUUUGGAAUGAAUUCUCACUUCUCAUAUCAAAGUUCACAGUAAAAGAAUAUAAAAUGGAUGAGUCGGUCUGGGAAGCUAUCAGAGAACAUGUCAGCAGCUCCACCUAUGACAGAGUACUCAUCAAACCUGACUUUGAUUCAGACAAAGUUUUCUUGGCCGGAAUGUCCAAGGAUGUUACCGAGAUUGACCCGACAUUCAGACAAUUGGUGGAGGAAACCUCAGAAAAGGUGGAAAGAAAGAAUCAAACCAAAACUGAGAUGUUAUCCAUGUCCCCAGCCCUCUAUCAGAUCAUGUGUAACAGCGGCCUGAAGAAGAAGAUACUGGACCAAGUUCCAGAGCUGAAGAUGGACUAUGAUGUGCCAACAAAGAAAGCCCGGCUAUCAGGACUGAGAGAUGAGGUGCUCACUGCCAAAUGUGAGAUACUCAACCUCAAACAAGAAAUGAAAAGUAAAUCCAUCCAGAUGAAUCCACAUCUCGUUCAGUUCCUGAGAUCCUCCGAUAAUGAGGACCUGUCCUGUCUGCUGUUUGUACGUCACAACAUGAACGCACUGCUGGAGAUUGAUGAUGACAAUGUUAAACUGACGGCUUACUCAAAGAACGACUUGAUGGAGGCUGAAGAACAAAUGAAAGAAGAACUGGUUCACCGGGAACUUCCUGUGGAAGACAAAAGUCUGCUGAAAACUCCAGAGUGGAGAAGUCUCCAAUCCCAUCUCCUCCAGUCAUUUAAUGCAGAGAGCUUGACAGUCCAGAUUCUGGAAUCUUCUUCUGGGACAGAGGACAAUGUGGUUAUCAGCGGCCUGUCUUCAAGUGUACAAAUAUGCUACGAGCAGGUCGGUGACUUCCUGGAGAAGAACACCACCACACAGGCAGAGAUUCCAGUCCAAGGAUCGGCCAUAAUGAAGUUCAUUUGGGAGGAAAGAAAGGAGAUUUUGGAGAAGAUAAAGAAAAAUGUAAAUGUAACAAAAAAUGAGAACAACGUAUGUGUGUCGGGCCCGCGGGUGAAGGUUCGAGAGGCAGAAAAUGACAUUAGGGACAUUGUGGACUCACUUCACUGUGAUGUUCUGCGGAUUGACAAACCGGGAGCCAAGAAAUUUUGGAAUGCCAAUAAAGAAUUGCACGUUACAGCCGCAAGGACAAACUUCCAUUGUGUGAUAGUUCUGGAGGAGGCCGGUGUGGAGGAGAAUCUAUUUAGUAAAUCACGAUUUGAAAUGAACCUUUCUAAGGGUCUGACCCUCUCUGUAUAUAAAGAUGACCUGUGCCGUCACAAUGUAGAUGUCAUUGUGAACGCAGCCAAUGAAGAUCUGAAACAUAUUGGGGGGUUGGCAAAAGCUAUUCUGGAUGCAGCAGGACAUAAACUCCAAGAUGACUGCGAUAAGAUUAUCAGGAAGGAUGGAACAUUGUCCACCGGCGAUUCAGUCAUCACCGAGGCCGGGAAAUUGCCGUGCAAACAGGUCAUACACACAGUCGGUCCCCGGUGGGACUCACGUUCUCCCUCCAGAUGUGAAAGGCUUCUACGAAGGGCGAUCACCACCAGUCUACAGCUGGCCUCCGAGAAGGGUCACAGUUCAAUAGCAAUCCCAGCCGUCAGCUCCGGGGUGUUUGGAUUUCCCUUAAAGUUAUGUGUGGAAAACAUAUUGGAAGCUAUACGGGACUACACAGAGACGCCGGGACUACAGAGCACUUUACAGAGGAUCCAUCUGGUGGACACCAAAGACGAAACUGUCAACAUUUUCUCCCAGGUCACAAAGGCCAAAUUUGGUAACCAGACCAGCACCGUGCCAUCUACAGCAACGGCACCCCAGCCGAGCCCAAGAGUGGCAGAGAGCCCACAACGGCGAGUGAGUAAAGGGAACGCUGUGAUGACCAAGGGAGGACUGAAGAUCAAACUGCUUCAGAAGAACAUUGAGGACUGUUCGACGGAUGUCAUUGUGAACAGUGUAGGAUCUGAUCUGGAUCUGAAUGCCGGCGCCAUAUCUGCAGCCUUGUUCAAUCGGGCCGGCUCCGAGAUCCAGCGGCUUCUGAAUGAUGAAAGUCGGGGCGCGCAGGGGGUAGCAGGAUCUGUGUACAGCACCGACGGCUGCAACCUCAACUGUCAGGAGGUUCUCCAUGUUGUGACCCCUCACUGGGACAGCGGACAAGGAACAUCAGAAACGAUUCUUCGCACAAUUAUUAAACAAUGUUUGACGCUGGCGGAGCAGAACCAGAGGACAUCAAUAUCAUUUCCAGCUUUUGGGACCGGCAAUCUCGGCUUCCCGAAGCCUGUCGUGGCAUUUGUGAUGUUCGAUGAGAUUUCCCAGUUUAGCUGCAAAACCAGAGUGCAGAAUCUUCAAGAAGUUGAUUUGGUCCUAAUCACUCUAUUUUAA